AUGACGCGCCCCGUACUCGUCUUGUCCUUCCUGCUCGCCGCGAUGGAGGCAGCGGCUGCUGCUCAAGACAACUCGAGUGUCUUCGACUUCCCAGAGUACCCACCGCCGAUGACGCCGCCUCCGAACCAGACGCUCGCGGACUCCGUCGCGCCUCUGUCUGCGGACGAGGCUUUCAGUAAGGACCCGGCGCUGCAGAACUUCAAGAUUCACUUCGACACCGGCAAGUACGGCCCCCCAGUCGAACUGGUGCACGCCUAUUUUGAUUUCUGGCCGAUAGGCGUCGCGGUGAGUAGCAACGGGAGGAUAUUCACCUCCUUUCCACGGGGAAAUGAGACCUUCACGCUAGCGGAGGCUAACACAGCCACCACCGAGGUGCCGUUCCCCGACCAGGACACAAACACGCCUGAGGCGUUUGUCAACACGACAAACCCUGGCUUCAGCAUCGCGACCGAGAAGCUCCUCUUCAUCCAGGCGGUCGUCGUCGACGGAAUGGACCGCAUCUGGGCACUCGACGUCGGGCGGCCGGUCGUGAACGGCACGACGCUCUUGGCGGCCUCCCCUGGCGGCCCCAAGCUCCUCGGCUUCCACCAGAACGGCACGAGGUUCGCGAGCAUCACCUUCCCCGCCUCGGUCGUCCCCGCCGACUCGUCGCUGAACGACCUGCGCAUCGACCUGCGCGGCGACGGCUUCGCGUACCUCCCGGACAGCUCGCCGCAGCGCCCGGGUAUCGUCGUUGUGAACCUGCGCACGGGCGUGUCGUGGCGGCAUCUCGACAACCACCCGUCCGUCAUAGUGCAAGUCGAUCUAAUUACUUUCCACAAUGGAGUUCCGAACUACAUCCAUCCGCCAGUGUUGCCGUUUGCGGUGACGGCCUUCAAUCGGGCCGCGGUAGAUGGUGUUGCCCUGUCCUCAGAUGGCGAGUUGUUCUACUAUGCGCCGUUGGCGGGACGCAGGCUCUUCCGCAUCCCUACGUCGUUCUUGAAGAUCCAGCCGUCUGCGGUUAAUCCGAACGCAAUCAUUCUAGCCAAUCAAGCGGUGCAGGACUUGGGGGAUACCGGGAGCCAUCUCAUCGGACUAGAGAGUGACGAUCAGGGUUUCAUCUACCUGAGCGCCCCAGAGCACAACGCGAUCAAUCGCUUCAACCCGAAGACAGGCCUGAUUGAACCGUUCUGGCCCGACACUCUCGCAGUGGCUUCCCUGAAGUCCGGCGGGAACUUCCUGUACUUCACUUGCAACCAGUUGAACUAUCAGAGCGGGACCGACCUGCGCACGAAGCCGUACGCUAUGUUCCGUGUCCCGAUCGAGGGUGGAAAGGCAAACCAGCUGUGA
Molecule: messenger RNA, 1329 nt
Organism: Trametes versicolor FP-101664 SS1
Lineage: Eukaryota; Fungi; Basidiomycota; Agaricomycetes; Polyporales; Polyporaceae
Exons: 11
Coding region: 1-1329 (442 amino acids)
Source: RefSeq, a predicted model, not a curated record